Molecule: messenger RNA, 3626 nt
Organism: Lycium barbarum (goji berry)
Lineage: Eukaryota; Viridiplantae; Streptophyta; Magnoliopsida; Solanales; Solanaceae
Product: kinesin-like protein KIN-7F
Exons: 13
Coding region: 466-3438 (990 amino acids)
Biological process (GO): microtubule-based movement
Molecular function (GO): microtubule binding; microtubule motor activity; ATP binding
Source: RefSeq, a predicted model, not a curated record
UCAAUUCUCAACUGUCAUUAAUAUCCAUUUCUUUUUCUUUCUCUUUCUCUUUCUCUCUGAUAUCAUAUUCCAAACAAAAGGAGAAGGAGAAAGAGAAAGAGAAAGAGAGAGGGAGUUUUUCAAAGAAAGCUUCUUUUUUCUUCAAAAUUUAUCAUAUCAAAUUUCCAUUAAAACAACCCACAGAAGAACAAACUAAAAUUCUUCCAUUACCCAGGUCAAAAGGAAAAAAAAAAACGAAAAGAAAAAUAUCUUCUUGAUCUUUUUGAACUAUUAUCAAUACUAUUACGUAUAAUGCAGGCACAUAUAUUAACAAGAUUGUAAAUUGGACCAUGACCAUCAGGUGCACCAAUAUACACUGACUCUUUUCUUCUCUUUGAAGAAUGAAAGGCCAAGGAAAUUAAAUGGGAUUUUCGGGUUUACUUUCUCUAUAUAUAAUUUGAGGUGAUUUUGAGGAGACUGGAAAAAAUGGAGGAGCGCGAAGAGAGGAUUUGUGUAUCGGUGAGGCUAAGGCCAUUGAAUGAGAAAGAAAGAAACGAUGUUACAGAUUGGGAAUGUAUCAAUGACACAACUAUUAUAUACAAAAAUGUUAGCCUUUCGCCAUCAGAGCGCUUAAUGUAUCCCUCUGCAUAUACAUUUGACAGGGUAUUCACCAGUGAUUGCUCUACAAGACAGGUUUAUGAAGAAGCAGCUAAAGAAGUUGCUCUUUCCGUGGUCAAAGGAUUCAAUUCAAGUGUUCUUGCCUAUGGCCAAACAAGCAGUGGAAAGACCUACACUAUGAUUGGAAUAACUGAAUAUGCAAUAGCAGAUAUCUACGAAUACGUGCACAAGCACACAGAAAGAGACUUUGUUUUGAAGUUUUCUGCCAUGGAGAUAUACAAUGAAUCUGUUCGAGAUCUCCUUGGUGAAGGUAGCAGUACUCCACUCAGACUUCUAGAUGAUCCGGAGAGAGGGACCGUUGUUGAGAAACUCACUGAGGAAAUAUUGAGGGAUUGGAACCAUGUGAUUCAUCUCCUUUCUAUAUGUGAAGCUCAGAGACAGAUUGGGGAGACUUCCCUCAAUGAAACAAGCUCUAGAUCUCACCAAAUCAUCAGACUGACAAUUGAAAGUUCCGCUCGUGAGUAUUCAGGCAACGACAACUCGAGUACCCUUUUAGCUACUGUGAAUUUUGUCGAUUUGGCUGGAAGUGAGCGGGCAUCUCAGUCGUUGUCAGCUGGUACAAGGCUGAAAGAAGGCUGUCACAUAAACCGCAGCUUGCUGACCCUGGGCACUGUUAUUCGUAAGCUAAGCAAGGAUAGGAGGGGUCACAUUCCUUUCCGAGAUUCAAAGCUAACUAGGAUAUUGCAGCCCUCAUUAGGCGGCAAUGGUAGAACUGCCAUCAUCUGUACAAUUAGCCCUGCACGAAGUCAUGUUGAGCAAUCAAGGAAUACACUACUGUUUGCGAGUUGUGCAAAGGAAGUAACUACUAAUGCCCAAGCGAACAUAGUAAUGUCAGAUAAAACAUUAGUGAAGCAUUUGCAGAGGGAGUUGGCAAGAUUGGAAAGUGAGUUAAGGUAUCCUAGGGCUUGUAUAUUCCCUUCAGAUUACGAAGCGUUACUGCAAGAGAAGGACCAUCAAAUACAACAGCUGGAGAAGGAGAUAAAGGACUUAAUUUUGCAACGCGACAUUGCUCAGAGUCAAGUUAAAGAUCUGUUGAAGCUGCUUGGAGAUGAUGUAAUACAGGUUGGUUUUGGACACUACCCGAAUCUGCGUGUGAAGAGAUCACCAGAUUAUCAAAGCCCAAUGCAACAGAUUUCCCUAUUGAGAGAAACUCGUUACAUAGAUGUUGAUGUUAGAGCACGUUCAAUGGGACAUAGUAGGUGUAGCUCUGAGGAUCAGUUUAUACACGUGCCAGAGUUUGAAGAAACAAUCUUUCGCAACAAUGCAUUUCCAAUGCUAUUAGUUGGCAGUUCAAAUAAUAGCAGAAGUGAUUCAUGUCAGGGAUGGGAUGAUCAAGCUGAAAAACAAAGUAACAAGACUUCUGAGGAUCUAUGCAAGGAAGUUCGUUGCAUUGAAACAGAAGAAUCCAGUGUCAAGGGAACACAGUAUUCAUUUCCUGAAGAAAAUGGUCGCUUUCCAGCUUUAUUUACCAUUAUAAAUGGGGAAAGAAUAAAUCACGGAACAAUAUCACCUCGAUCAGUGACACCUCAGCAUAAGGAAAACGGGGAGUUGAAACCAUCACCGUUUAAAGAAGACCAAGAAUCAGUGUCAUCAUCAUUUUUCGAGGAAGGAAGGAAUUCCAAUAGAGAUUUAGUGUCAUUUCCCUUAAGGGUUGAGCAAGCCCUUGAAUCAUCAAAGUGCAAGGACGACAAAGAGUCCGCGCCAUUGCUGUUAAAAGAAGAGAAAGAAGAGAAAAAAUUAAUUUGUGUUUAUUCCUCAAAUGCUCCUCCAGAAAAAUUAUCCUCACCAUGUGAUAGAAAUUUGAAGUUAUAUAAAAGUACAAGUUGCAAAGCUAGCAUAAUUAUUGAUCGAUCUUCUCCAUGCUUAGAGGAGUCCAACAGAAAUGAAAAUGCACCACCAUCUGACCUAGAAAGAGAUUUCAAUGCAAGACCUCAGGAUUCAGAAAUGAGAAUUUGUCCUAUGAACUUUGGCUCUGAUGUUAAGUGUUCUUCAGGAAAUGGUCCCUCCUUUCAUGAAGAGGGUGCUGUCAAUAUUGAACUUGAGGUUCCAAAGAGGAAACCUUUUACUAAGGAGGAUGUCAACAAUGCUGAUGGUGCAUGCAGUGCAAGGGUGAAUGAAAUGGACGAGCUUCAACAUGAAACGGGUGUCAAAGAAUAUCAUGAGGCUGAAGCAGAGCAUGAUAAACCUUCAAAGAGUGUCAGAGAUGUUGAGCCACUUGAAGAUGAUUAUAAAAGUUGUUACAACUGGCCCUCCGAAUUCAAGAGACUUCAAAAAGAGAUUAUAGAACUUUGGCAUGCUUGCAAUGUCUCCUUGGCACACAGAACAUACUUCUUCCUUCUUUUCCAAGGUGAUACCACAGAUGCUAUAUACAUGGAGGUUGAAAUUAGAAGAUUAAACUUCCUCAAGGACACAUUUUCACGUGGAGAGAAAACCGUGGUGAAUGGUAGGACUUUGUCACUCGAGGGAAGCAAGAAAGAUCUUCGAGAAGAGAGACGGAUGCUUAGCAAGCAAAUGCAGAAAAAGUUAAGCGAAGCAGAACGAGAAAGUUUGUACCUUAAGUGGGGCAUUCUGAUCAAUAGCAAAAGAAGAAGGGUACAGUUGGCUCAGAAAUUGUGGACCAAAACAGAUGAUAUAAACCACAUUGCAGAUAGUGCCUAUUUAGUAGCAAAGUUGGCUGGGUUGAUGGAGCCAGGAAAAGGUCCUAAGGAGAUGUUUGGACUUGAUUUUCCAGGAACAAGUAGAAAUUAUAGUUUCAAAACAGGCCUGAAAUCUAUUUUGUAAUAGUAUUGAGGAACAUCUUAAAUACUUGGUGAUAUAGGCUGCCUCAUAUCUUCCAACUCCUUUUUCUUUGAUGUUCAAUCCUCUCCGUCUCUUUUUUUGUCUUUCCUUUUUGUCAUGCUAAUUGUAAUGAGUUUUAGUUUUGUACAGGAGGCCCAAAUUAAUAUUACUGAUGAUUGGAGAAAGUGUAA